AUGGAGAAUAAAUUUCAAAUUCUCAUUUUAAUUUUUGUUAUAAUUAGUUAUGUACAAUGUGGAGGUAGCACUCCCAAAAUGAUAGAAAUAACUCCAACUGUUGAAGUUACAGAACCACCUGCUACAGAAGCAACAUUUUUGAGACAAGUGUAUAAUGCAUUCUCCACAGCUUUGGUGUUGAAAGUGGAGGAAUAUACCGCAAAGCUUCUGGGCACCAGUGCUGUAGCCAAACUUAUACACUCACUUUUAUUUAAAAAUUAA
Molecule: messenger RNA, 261 nt
Organism: Trichobilharzia regenti
Lineage: Eukaryota; Metazoa; Platyhelminthes; Trematoda; Strigeidida; Schistosomatidae
Source: the annotation of a GenBank genome assembly